UGAUUGUACCGAUUUGAUAAUUCUCGUUUUUCAAGCUGUCAAAAUUGAUAUCAUACGCUUGAUAAAACCGACGUCCCUGAUCAUGGAAAAAUUAUCUUUAAUUCUACCAGAAGCAAUCGCAACUAUCAACGUAACCUUGAAAAAAAUAAGGAAAUUAAAAUCUAAGAUUGAAGAAGAUGGGAUCGAUGCCUUGAAAAAUGAAUCACUUUUUCCAACGCUAAACAUGGUUUUUCUUCCUAAAAUUGAAUUUGAUGAGGAUGGGAGAAGUUUGGGACGAUCGACUAGAGCUGCUCAUGCAAGUAUUGGUGUUACUACCUACAAUGGCUAUACACUUAGCAAUGGCAAUCUUGAAAACGCAUUACACAGAAACGAAAGGGAAAUUCUGAAAGUUUUGGAUACUCUGGAAACAUCUCUUUGUGAGCGAUUAGCUUUUCUUUCAGAAGACCCAAUGCUUUUGAGUGCAGCCAUUCUUCUUGAUUCGCAAUCAUAUCAAAACAAAGAAGAAGAAGAAAUAAAACAAGCAUGCGAUCAACUCGUGGUUCAUUUAAAGUCACCGUUAGAAGCCAAUGGUUUUGUGAAACAACGUAUUCGUGAGUUGUAUAACACCGCAUUAAAAAAUAUUCUUCUGUUAUCAAUAAUUGUACAAUCAGUGGUUUUAUUUCUUUAUUUUUUUUUUUUAAUUCAGCUGCUGAACUCACGACUAUGUAUGAAUAUAUCAUUACUUUCAUGUCAAGAAAAAUGCUGGCAACAAAUGUUCACGCUGAGAGAAAAACUUCAACUUCAAAAUAUACUUCAAAUGGUGGAGAUAUGCUUGGUAAUUCCAAUUUUAAACGCUGAGGUAGAGAGGGUGUUCUCGGGAUUUACAAAGAUGAUGACAUGUGAUAGGUGAAAUGAAUAAUUUCUUUAAUACUCAUUUCGAUGCAUUGAAUGUCAUUCAUAAUCAAACUUCACUUUAUAAUAAAUUUUUAGAUUGUCCUUGAAAAACGAAAGUCAAGAAGCUAUUCUGCGUGUUCGUGGUCCCUCAACGGAUGCUUAAUCGCCUUUCAAGGCUUUUUUUACAUAAUGCAGACAUACAUAUCCACGAUGUGUUACGACUGUUCCGCCUGUAAGUGCAUCAUGCAAACUUGAUUCAUCCGUGCUUCGUCGGCGUUCACCUCCGUACGAGUUAGGAACCGCAUGGCCUGUAUAUCUUCCGUGAGACCGAGGCUACCAACCACGAA
Messenger RNA from Hydractinia symbiolongicarpus, 1220 nucleotides. RefSeq lists its product as uncharacterized. The transcript has 2 exons. The record is from RefSeq and is a predicted model, not a curated record. Lineage: Eukaryota; Metazoa; Cnidaria; Hydrozoa; Anthoathecata; Hydractiniidae. Bases 83 to 889 code for a protein of 268 amino acids.